This is a messenger RNA of Scleropages formosus (Asian bonytongue), 1660 nucleotides long. It is a transcript of the gene trmt61a, whose product is annotated as tRNA methyltransferase 61A. Bases 199 to 1107 code for a protein of 302 amino acids. Gene Ontology annotation, biological process: tRNA methylation. Gene Ontology annotation, cellular component: nucleus; tRNA (m1A) methyltransferase complex. Gene Ontology annotation, molecular function: tRNA (adenine(58)-N1)-methyltransferase activity. The transcript is spliced from 4 exons. Lineage: Eukaryota; Metazoa; Chordata; Actinopteri; Osteoglossiformes; Osteoglossidae. The record is from RefSeq and is a predicted model, not a curated record.
CGGUGUUACGUCAUCAAUGCGCGACAGACUGCAACACGUUGCCUCGGCGUUUUCAUAAGCGCAUGCGGACAAGUGAGCAGUUCGACGCGAAGCUGCCAUUGUAGCAGACAGCAAGAGUCUGCUGCGUUGCUUUGAACUAGAAGAUAGAAGGUCUUCUGGUCCUCCACUCGUCAGUUGUGCAUCAACCGCCCAUUGCUCAUGAGUUUUGUGGAGUAUUCAGAGUUGAUCCAGGAAGGCGAUGUGGCCAUCAUCUUCCUGGGCCAUGACUCUAUGUUCCCACUCAUGGUGCAGUCGGGGGCACAAACCCAAACACGCUAUGGGGUGAUCCGCCAUUCUACGGACCUGAUUGGUCGACGCUAUGGGUCAAAAGUCACAUGCAGCAAGGGUGGCUGGGUGUAUGUGCUGCACCCCACCCCAGAGCUGUGGACCCUCAAUCUUCCACAUCGUACACAGAUCCUCUAUGCCACUGACAUCGCCAACAUCACCAUGAUGCUGGAGCUGAAACCAGGCUCUGUGGUCUGUGAGUCAGGCACGGGCAGCGGCUCGCUCUCGCAUGCCAUGCUGCGGACCAUCGCGCCCACGGGACACCUGUACACUGUGGAGUUUCACCAACAGCGUGCCGAAAAGGCCACCGAGGAGUUCCGAGAACACAAGGUGGAUCACCUGGUCACCGUGCUCAACCAGGACGUCUGCAAGGAUGGCUUUGGGGUGACUGGUGUGGCUGAUGCUGUUUUCCUGGACAUCCCUUCCCCGUGGGAAGCUGUGGGCCAUGCUAAGAGUGCCAUGAAGAGGCAAGGGGGUCGAUUGUGCUCCUUCUCUCCGUGCAUCGAGCAGGUCCAGAGGACGUGUGCGGCGCUAGCGGAGCACGGCUUCGGGGAAAUCUGCACCCUGGAGGUCCUGCUGCGACUCUACGACGUGCGCGCCGUCAGUCUGCCGCUGCCCGACUUUGGGCCCGAUGACCCUUCCCGGACCGACCCUGGCGUUCCGGAUCGUGCGGGUCCUUCGGUUCCUACCAAUACGGCAGUCACCUGCAGGACAGCCAUCGCCCCCAGAGAAAUGGCUGGCCACACUGGAUACCUGACAUUCGCGUCCAAGAGCCUGGUGUAGGGCUUGACCUCGGGAGAACGGGACAUCCUCACUAAGGCUGGGAGCACGUUGUUCUAACUUCUGCGACACAUCUGAUGUGCUCUGGCGCUCAGUAUCCCCAGUAUAUCUGCAGGAGGUCAGAAACCGCUGUAGGCGUCUGCUUAGAAAACGACGCAAGGUGAUGAUGGCUUACGUACGCUCUUAGACACGGCCGUACGCUCGAGUUGAGGUGAAUGCUGUAAAUAGUCGCCGCGUGCUGGAGUACUGUGGUUUACAAACUAAGCGUGACAUGCCCAGAAGCUGCGAAGCGAGGAGUGUGCAGGCAUUUAAAGAUAGAGGGACUUAAUCAUAUACUCUCAUAAUGUCGGAGAUGUGCAGCUCUAAUGAUCUGUCUUAGUGUCUUGUUUUGAGGACACGCCAUACGGUCCCUUACGUAACCCGAUUUAACCUUUUUUUUUUUUUUACUAGUUUGAAACCAUUUGUUUUUUGAGGAUUGAUUUAGAAACUUCUUUUGUAUUCGCGUUUAUUGCGUUUGGCACAAGUGAAUGCAGUAAAAGUACCCAAAGCACGUUGA